Messenger RNA from Tripterygium wilfordii, 1088 nucleotides. RefSeq lists its product as uncharacterized. Lineage: Eukaryota; Viridiplantae; Streptophyta; Magnoliopsida; Celastrales; Celastraceae. The record is from RefSeq and is a predicted model, not a curated record. The coding region runs from base 1 to 1050 and encodes 349 amino acids. Gene Ontology annotation, molecular function: DNA binding. The transcript has 3 exons.
AUGGCAUGCUCUAUCCUUCCUGAUGAAUCAUGCCCCAAGUCCCCAACCCUAGCCGCAACACUUUCUCCCGUACGUUGUUUCUACAAGGAUUACAAAGCUUCUGCCUCUCCAUCUCUAAUCUCAUACUCUCAUCCCUCUAAGCUCUCAUUCUCUCAUCCCUCUGAUCAGUAUUUCGUUUGGAGAUCCCCAAUCUAUAAGUCCCCUCCAGCAAGUACACGCGAGAUCAGAUCAAUAUUUCGUUUGGAGAUUCUUAUGGCAAAUUGGCAAUCAGAAAUUGAAGCUGAGGUUCAAUCUCAACAGCAUCCACCCGUAAUAAAUUCUUCGACAUGCCCUACAAUUGUUGAUUCUAGCUCUCCAGCCAUAACCUCUAGCCCUGUUGUAAACAACAUGGAGCCUGUUGAAAAUGAAAGGGAUGAAGAACCAUUUAAGAAAAAGAAAAGGAAGAAGACAUCUCUUGUGUGGAAAGAAUUUGAGACGGUCGUGAUGUCUGAUAAAACCAAUAAGGCAGAAUGUGUACAUUGUAAAGCUAAAUUGUCCAUUCUUCAGUCUAGAGUCACAAGCCACUUGACUCGCCAUUUAAAUAGUUGUCUUAGUAGGAAAUUGGCUCAAAAGAAACAAAAGACAUUGCAACUUCAGCCGGUUGAUUCUCAAGUAGAAUCACCAUUCUUUUCAAGUGGAACUGGAAAGUAUGAUGAAGGGAAGCAAAGGGAGGCUAUAGCACAUUGGAUCCUUAUGCAUGAGAAGCCAUUCAGUAUUAUUGCAGAAGAAGGGUUUAAUUUUAUGAUGGGGAUUAAUUUGCCGAUGUGGGACAGAAUCUCUCGUAAUGCUGCAAAGAGUGAUUGCAUUUCUGUUUAUGAGAUAGAGAAGAAGAAGUUGAGAACUUUGUUGACAAAGAUUAACAAAGUUUCCUUGACAACCGACAUUUGGAAGUCAGCUGUGCAAAAGAAGUCAUAUAUAUAUGUGUUACGGGGCACUUCAUUGAUUCAGAAUGGAAACUUCAGAAACGUGUCCUCAGUUUUGUUGAUCUUCCACCUCCACAUGGAGGCAUAGACAUUUCUGAUACUUUGUUUAAAUUCAUGAAGGAAUGG